AUGCGCACCCACGACGAAUUCACCCAUGAUCUUGACGCAGACGCCUCCUCGUCCCUCGACGACCGGCGCAAACGGACCAAAACCACCCACGUCACGCGCCGCAUCUGCUACGACUGGAUGAUCGUCUCGGGGAACUGCCACUACGCGCGCGACCGCGCCUCGUUCACCCACUACCGGCCCGUGCAGCAACGGAUCAAGAACAACGUCUUCAGUCCGCAGGAGGAGCUCGAGGUCGCCGGGGUGGGAACGGUCGAGCUGCGGGUUUGCCGGACGGUCAGGGACGGGGGCGCGAGCUCGCAUGUGAUUGUGCUGGAGGAUGUGCUGCAUAUCCCUGAGGCGGUGUGUAAUGGGUUCAACCCGUUGCUGUAUGGGAGUAGCAUGUCGUGUAACAUGGAGUAUUGGGAGGGGGCGGACCGACGCGGGGAGCCGGUUUGGUUUGCGGUGCCGUAUGCUGGGGGGACGAGGCUGGUGCUUGCGGGGGAUCCGAGGGGGGAGUCGGAGUUGAUCCAGGGGAGGCAUUACACGUUGAGCUUGUCGAUUACGCCGCAGGAGAGGAGGGAGAUAUUUGAGAGUGCGAUGCGAUGUUGA
Aspergillus thermomutatus is the source of this 588-nucleotide messenger RNA. RefSeq lists its product as uncharacterized. The transcript has a single exon. The record is from RefSeq and is a predicted model, not a curated record. The coding region runs from base 1 to 588 and encodes 195 amino acids. NCBI's taxonomy places the organism in Eukaryota, Fungi, Ascomycota, Eurotiomycetes, Eurotiales, Aspergillaceae.